Molecule: messenger RNA, 809 nt
Organism: Owenia fusiformis
Lineage: Eukaryota; Metazoa; Annelida; Polychaeta; Sabellida; Oweniidae
Source: the annotation of a GenBank genome assembly
AUGUAUUUUUUCAUCGUGAAUGACUACAUGAAACCAACAAAUACAUUCUGCAGGAUCUACUUAAUUGCUUUUGAAUCUUUGGACAAUGCGAAUACCUUAGUUUUACUCCUAAUUGUUGUGAACCAGUAUAUAUGCAUCACCAAACCAAAGGCUCUUUAUGACAGACUUUUCAGACGUAUGAACAUUGUUUUUCUGAUUAUAGGCAUUUACAUUUUAGUAAUUGUUAAAGCGAUACUCAUGAAUACAAAAUUCCUGCAAAUUUUCGACAGUUUCUACAUGGAGUGUCGCAACAUUGGUGAUAUCAACCCAAGACUAAUCAAAGUUAUUCUUGGUGUAACUUGCAUCGCAAUUAUUAUCUUGCUUUAUGUAAGCACCAUACAGUAUCUAAGAAAUUCUUUGAAAUCUAAGAAAACAAGACGAAGAGGAAACACUGCCAUACACAAAAGGUAUUGCCUCCUUGUACUGACUUCAAUGUUUACGGAAUACACACCAGAGAUAAUGAUAACAUUUGUAAUAAAAUUCAACCCAGUAUAUUGGUAUUUACAUCCAUGGGUAAACAUUUUGGAACUAAUAUCUUUUGUCACACAUGCAUACUUUUUUGUUUAUAAAGUGAAGUCGUAUGUGGUUGCAUAUAAUGCUUUCAUGAAGUGUAGAUCUCCAAGACAACAAAGGAGAGAGUCGAAACGACAAACUAUUAUAAGGAAUAUUCAGAGUGAAUACAAAAACAGGACAAAUUGUUUUAUUAAGGAUCUCAAAGGUGAAGAACAGGAUGAUAUUGUUAAAGACAUUCAGCCCUUGGAAUUAGGGAC